AUGCACCGUGAACGUGGCGUCCGCGUGCUUCUCCUGGCAGGCAGGUGUUGGUCCGAGGCUUUCUCAGAUACGCCGGCGUUUGAGAGAUCAGGUGCUGGACUGGACCCGGGGGGCCCGAUGCAGUUCGUGGACCCGUCGGACCCGGGCGCCGGUGCCGGGUUGAACGAGCUGGCCCUCGGCAUCGUGCCCCUCGUCUGUCGCUUCCGGUCGCUGGAGGAGAACCAGGAGCUGUGCGACAGGGGGCAGAUCAGCGGCUGGCGCCUGCACUCGCUGCGCGGCGAAGGGGGGCCCACGGCCGACGCGGUCGCGGGCUGGGUGCGGCGGGGCGCCCUGCUGCGGAGCGUGGCGGAGAUCUGCCCCCAGGCGGUGCUGCUCCUGCUGGCCCGCCACGUGGAGUCCCUGCUUCUGGCCGUGGAGAUACGGGAGGCGGGCGUGGCGCAGCUGCGGUACGGGCUGCUGAAGGCCUGGCUGAGCCAGGGAGUCUUCCCGCAGCAGCCCUGGGAGCUCCGCGCGGCCCGCACCGUCGUCCGCGGCUGGGGCCUGGUGGAGCGGGAGGCGCGCAUCUUCGGGACCUACGGGCGGCUGCUGUCGCAGAUCCACAGCUGA
This is a messenger RNA of Prorocentrum cordatum, 606 nucleotides long. NCBI's taxonomy places the organism in Eukaryota, Dinophyceae, Prorocentrales, Prorocentraceae. The record is from the annotation of a GenBank genome assembly.